AUGGGUUUGAAGGAGCAACUGCGGGGCUUCCGAGCGGCGUGGUCUUGCAUGCCGUUGGCCCACAAGUUUAUUUAUGGCUCUCUUGCUUUUAAUGGGGUUUUGAUGGUGUGGCUGCUGCUGCAGCAGCGGCGCACCAGCAGCAGCAGCAGCAAACUGUGGCAGCAGCACAUGCAGCAAACCAGCAAAGAAACUGAAGGCUGGAAGUGCUACGACCUCGCGAAGCUGCUGCGCGAGCAGUGCAGCAGCGACGAGCUGCUGCUGGCCCAGCUCAUAGAGGAGGAGUCUGCUGCUGCAGCCUCUCCCGCUGCUGCUGCUGCUGCAGCAGCAGCUCCUGCUGCUUCCGCUGCAGCUGCCGCGACCGCAGCGCACCCCGCGUCUUCCGCAGCAGCGCCACCGCCAGCAGCAGAAGCAGCAGCAGCAACAGCAGCAGCAGCAGCAACAGAGGACCUAUUCUGCCGCCGCGUGGUGCAGGGGCUGCUGCAGUGCCGCGAAGAACUUUAUUUGCUGCUUGGCAGCAGCAAACUGCCAGCCAUGCAGCCUUUGCCUUUCAUUUCAAACAAACCCCGCUGGUUCAAGGAGCCCCAGUGGUUCCUAGACCUGCAGCAGCAGCAGCAGCAGCAGCAGCAGCAGUAG
Eimeria tenella is the source of this 633-nucleotide messenger RNA. RefSeq lists its product as uncharacterized. Lineage: Eukaryota; Apicomplexa; Conoidasida; Eucoccidiorida; Eimeriidae. Gene Ontology annotation, molecular function: ice binding. The coding region runs from base 1 to 633 and encodes 210 amino acids. The transcript has a single exon. The record is from RefSeq and is a predicted model, not a curated record.